Molecule: messenger RNA, 3075 nt
Organism: Trichobilharzia regenti
Lineage: Eukaryota; Metazoa; Platyhelminthes; Trematoda; Strigeidida; Schistosomatidae
Source: the annotation of a GenBank genome assembly
AAAGUUGGUAAAGGAGAACAGUAAAAAAAGAAAAAUGCUAUAUAAGGCUCGUUUAAACAAUUUUUUAAUUUUAACUUUUCUUCAAAGUACCUUUCUUCUAGUUGUACCAAUUUAUUAAAAAAAACAAAAACAAACAAACAAGUUCUAUAGACAAGUCAGAUUGUUUAACAAUCUCUGCUAACUCUCAAUUAAAUCAAACUUCAAGUAUUUCAGUUAAUUCUAGUCGUACAGAUUCACAGAAUCUAGCCUAUAAAGCACCAAUUUUAACCACAGAUACAUUUGAAAACCCUAAUAGCGAUACUACUACUACUACUACUACUACUACUAUUACUACUAAUAAUAGUAAUAUGGAUAAAUCUGCUUACUUCAAUACAAUCGGCAUGAUUCAACGCCUACUGGUGAAUACAACAAAUUCAGAAAUUCUAUUAGAUUUAAUCAAAAAGGCCUAUUCACUGGAGACUGAGCGGAGUGAUGAAAAACACCUGACAUUGUACAAUCUACUUGAAUUGUCAUCAAUCCUGCUAACAGACAAAUCAAAUCAUCCGUUGAAAUCAGAAUUAUUUUUUACGCCUCAGUCAAUUGCAUCAUCUACAGCAACAACAACAUUAUGGAAUAAUAACAUUUCAGGAAAUUAUCCUGUGAAUCCAAUGAAUACACUAGCUGAAAUGACGGGGUUGUGUAAUGUCAGUCAACAGUGUAUGUACAAUCCUAAUCCUGUCAUCAAUACUACUGUUAAUCCUGCUAAUAAUAGUAAUAACGAUUUACUCAUUUGGUUGCAGAAUUCUGCAUUACCAGAUAUUGGAAAUAAGACAGUCACAUUGUCUACUAACACACCAAUGAAUAAAACCGUUAGUCCAGUGAACACAUCGGGAAAUCCACCAAUUACCACUUCAGCUUUAUUCAGUAAUACUACUGCUAAUAAUAAUCAUUGUAUCAAUGACAAUAGUAGUAUAAAUAACCCUCUAAACAAGAUUAACGACGAAGUCAAAAGUAUAAGUCCCACUAGUAAUAAUAAUAAUAUGGUUAAUGCCAGUCAUAAUGACAAUAAUAAUAAUGAUAAUAAUAAUAGUCAGUUAGCUUAUUUAGCUAACCUAUUAAAUCUACAUAGUCGUCUAUCUGCUGACUGCCCAACAUCGAAUUGGUCAAACGAAUUACAACAACAGUAUGCCUUGAAUUGUUCAAAUCAGACGGGUUUAAAUAUGUCAACAGGGAUGACAACACCCACGGGAAUAGUUCCGUGUGAAAAUCGUUUAUUUAAAUCAUCAAGGCAUAAUGAUGUCAAAAAAAUAAGUCAUAAUAGUCAAGAGAAUCAAACAGAUGAUCCCUAUAAGGCGACAAAACAUCCCGCCAAUAAUCAUAAUAAUAAUAAUAUUGGCGUACAUAACGAUGACGAUGAUUAUGCGGAUGAAGAAAUGAGUGAAAGUGAAAGCUUGACAAAGAUGACUGAUUUUAUGUCAUCGAAUACGCGGUUAACUGAAUUUUGGUCGAAUGGAGUCGGUUCAACAUCAGACAGUCAAGCGCCAAAUGACAUAAUGAAUGACAAUGGCACCGAUGAUAGUAUGGAGUGUAAACAAGACUACAACUCAAAAUCUAUAUCCUUACAAUUUUUACGACGUAAAAAGAAAACACGGACUGUAUUCUCUAGAAAUCAAGUUUACCGACUGGAGUCAACAUUCGCUAUGAAACGUUAUCUAUCUAGUUCUGAACGUGUCGGCUUAGCUAGGACAUUACAGCUGACAGAAACACAAGUCAAAAUAUGGUUUCAAAAUCGUCGUAAUAAAUGGAAACGUCAAAUUGCUAUUGACUAUAAACCAACAACAAAUAUUACUACCACCUCUGAUGAAUUGAUGUCUUCAAGACAGACUGGUAUAAUUCUACCAGAGAUAAAUGAAGCUCCAAUGACACAGCUACAAACAUCUACAUAUGAUGUUAAUUCUACAGCCUCACAUAAUGUUACAAGUGCUGGAUGUGAAUUUCCUUUGAAAAAUUUUAUGAAUACGGUAUCAUCAAUUGAAUCAUGGAUGGCUAAUAGUUAUCUUCAAUCGAAUGUAAAUUAUCUUCAAAGUAAUCCGUUAUUACCUUUAUGUAAUUUUAAUCUCCCAAAGAAUUAUUUAAAUCCAGACGCCUGCCUUAAUAAUGCCGACAUAAGGAAUCCAGCUUCAAAUGAUUCUGUAAAUCCCACGGAUCUUAGCAUUUCAUCCUGGUAUCAUAACAAGAAUAAUAGAAGUGAAGAUGCUGACACAUCUUGUCAUUCAAAACAAUCAUCACCUUCAUCAUCCCCGUCUUUAUUAUCUGUACCAGUUGCAAUGUCUCAAUCAUCUGUGAAUAAUACAUCUACUAUUACCUCAACGAUCAAUAAUUCUCCAGCUGACAUCCUACUGACCACCACAACACCGGCAGCAGCAUCAACCCUUCCAUUGCAUUCAGUUCCACUAGCGGUGGUAAAUUCAAAUUUUGAGAAUAGACUGUCGUCUAACACAGAAUCAAUCCUAUCAAAUUUACAUAUGAAUAAAACUUCCGGAGGAAUUGAUGCUUCAGAUCUCGCCGAUCUUCUUGAAGUACAUCGUCGUAUUCUAAAAGAUAAUAAAGAUCCAAGUAAAAUUAUGGCAGCACUUAAUGCAGUGACAGCAAAUCUGUUAACACGUAUUGCAUAAGGAAAAACAAAAGAAAGAAAUAGAACAAACUUUUUUGAUCUUUCAAUUCAAGGUUCAAUUUUGCCAAAAUUUGAAUGAUCACUAGUCGUGAUAAAAACCUUCAUAGUAUUAUUGCUAAUAUAGACACAUUUUGUUUUCUGAUAAUUUAUUUCAGUUAUUUGAGUUAAAAUUUUAUUUAUUUAUUCCUUCUUCUUCAAUUGUUUAUAUCUAUCAAUCUAACUAUCUUUAUUCAUAUUCAAUGGUCGUUCAAUGUUCAAUAAUUUUUAGCAUCUAGUCUAUAUCGUAGUAAAAUAACUUUUCACUGUGUUAUCAGUGUUCAUGUGUACUUUUAAUUAAUUAAUUAAUUAGUUUUCUUUUCUCCUCUUUUAAACAUAUAUAAAAUUUACACCUAAUUUGAUAUUGUUAUUAGUUAACUCUUCAC